UCGACUUCCAGCCGUCUCCCGCCCUCGGGCCCCGCCUUGAGUAAGCUGCCGCCGCCCGACCAGCGUGUUGCCAGUGGGAGGCUUAGCGGUUGUAGCCACGACGCGUGACAGUGGACACCGGGGGCUGAGGAGUGCUCGGCGCGGCCUGACCCGGGGUAGUGUGUGCUGCUGGAGGGGCCAGUGGAGGCUCGUAUCGGCGUAGGCAGCGCUGUGGAGCGCCGGCCGAUGGACGUCGCCGAUCGAGACGAGCCGUGCUUGCUGGGCCUCGACUACCUGACGCAGGCCAGUAAGGCUCGUGGUGGCCUCGGACGGGAGCUGGAGAGGGUGACCGGAAUGGUGCCCUUUGCUUCCAGGAGGUUUUCGAGCAUGGCUGCGUGGGGAGGUAGUCACGGCUGAGCGAGGGCACCUUGCCCCGAGGGUGGAGGCCAGGAGCCGGUGUCGACUGUCCCGAGCGUCACGUGGAGUGGAUGGCGUGGAAGAGCCCACUGAGGACUGGCGGCUGGUCGACGGCGUGGCUGACAGGCGGAGCCCCUUGGGGGCGCGAGAAGAGACUGUGGAGGACGUGGUGGAGGACAGACUGAUUUAUGUGUAUUGCAUGUAUUUUUCUGUGUUCAAUGCUCGGCCGGGAGCUCAGGCUACCGGUGGAUUUGGCCACGGGGCGGCCUCCCGACGUGAGCUUGCCCACCGUCACCUCUGGCUUCGCAGCGGCACUGCAGGAAAGCCUGGCUGAGGUGCACCGACGCGUACGGGGCAAGCUCAAGGUGGCAGGCCAGGCCAUGAAGGAGACAUACGACCGGCGCAUGAGGGACGUGAGGUACUCCGUGGGUGACAGAGUGUGGCUGCAUAACCCCCGCCGUAAACGAGGGCUCUCGCCGAAGCUACAGAGCCCCUGGGAGGGGCCGUACACGGUGGUGGCAGCCCUCUCUGACGUCACCUACCGGAUUCGACGGGGACGAAAGCGCCCGUCUGUUGUCCACGUGGACCGGCUGUGGCGUUACCACGGUCCAGGGCGCUACUCCUGGGGCCACGGUGAGGAAGGAGAGGACGUAGGCCCCAGCAGCAGCGACGAGGACGUGUCAGAGGUUGACCACGGGGCGAACGAGAACAUGGGCGGUGCGGGCGAAGCGGCAGAUGUCAGUGACGACCCUGAGCAAGUACCUGGGGCCGACGACGCGGCUCUGGGUGCCACCGCCUGCCUGCCGCCGCCCGCAUCCCAGCGGCGCCCUCGGCGAGGCGUCGGCCGGGAUGGUUAAGAGACUUUAGUGAUGUCCCAGGGGACUGAUUAGUUUGAUUAAUUUCAUGUUUUGUUUGUUGAAUGUUGGGGCAGCCGGGUCGACUGCCUUUUGAAGGAGGAGAUAGUGUUACGAAUGUGCUGUAUGUGAAUGAUUGUAUGUGUAAUGUGAUGAACUUGUAGCAUGAUGCAAUGUUACCUCAGCAUGGUGCAACUCUACUUGUUGGGACAAGAGAGACAGGAGGGGGCCCGGGGCCGCCGGGCCGCCGGGCAGGAAGUGCUGAGUCGAGCAGUGGGGGAGCAAGGGUGGCUGAGGAGUGGAGUUGUAGGGGAGAAGACGCGUGUCUGGGCUUGAGGGAGUGUUGAGCUGCUCCGCUCGCGAGCUGUGUGCAUCCGUGUGUACGUGUCUGCCGUGCCCCUGUACUGUGCCUGAUUAAUUAACUGUUCUGUGCCCUUGAAAGUUGCUGUACUCUGUACUGUGUGAGGAACCUGUCAUUAAACUAGAACUUAGUGUUGAACGUGUAUCCUUUGUGCCCUGCCUCGUUCCCUCCUCCCCUCGGUGUUCUGUGUGGGCCGCUGUGACUGGUGCUU
This is a messenger RNA of Eriocheir sinensis (Chinese mitten crab), 1822 nucleotides long. RefSeq lists its product as uncharacterized. Lineage: Eukaryota; Metazoa; Arthropoda; Malacostraca; Decapoda; Varunidae. The record is from RefSeq and is a predicted model, not a curated record. The coding region runs from base 585 to 1253 and encodes 222 amino acids. The transcript has 2 exons.